AAGAUGUCGCUACGUACGCGCCGCGCUCCCUCUCACAGGAAGAAGAAAUUAUUCAGUAUAUGUAGCUCUCAGAAGGUUGCCCUGUCUAUAAUUAUUAGUAAUUCAUCAGCAAAAUGUAAAACCACAUAUGAUAUAGUUAACUGCCGCUCAAUUGACAGAAAAAUGGCCCCUCGGUUGCAGUUGGAGAAAGCUGCUUGGCGUUGGGUGGAAAACGUGAGACCAGAAGAAAUUAGUCUGGAGCACGUAGAGCUGGCUUACCGCGUGAACCUCCCCCCCUGCAAAAGAGGAACCUGCAGGAGAAACUGCAAAGGAAAUCCAAAUUGUCUUGUGGGUAUUGGUGAACAGGCUUGGCUUGGAGAUAUUGAUGAGAAUACUUUUCACAACAUAGAUGAUCCAAAUACAGAACGCAGAGUCAAGAACUCAUUUGUUGGUCUGACAAACUUAGGAGCAACAUGUUAUGUAAAUACAUUUCUGCAAGUAUGGUUCCACAACUUGGAAAUGCGAAGAAGCCUUUAUCAGUGUCAAAGCUACACAGAACAGCAUGUCGGUGAUGAAUCUGAUUAUGAACCUCAGACCAUUUGUGAGCAUCUACAGUAUCUGUUUGCACUUCUACAGAACAGCAACCGGAAGUACAUUGAUCCUUCAGGAUUGGUGAAAGCUUUAGGACUGGACACUGGGCAACAACAGGAUGCUCAGGAAUUUUCCAAGCUCUUCCUGUCUCUACUUGAAGACACACUGUCAAAACAGAGGAACUCCAGUUUGCAGAAUGUCAUUCAACAACAGUUCUGUGGGCAGUUUUCUUAUGUUACAGUUUGCACCCAAUGUUCGCGAUCCUCUGCUCGGCCAUCUCGGUUUUAUGAAUUGGAAUUAAACAUCCAGGGUCAUAAAAACCUCACCGACUGCAUCAUAGAGUUUCUAAAGGAAGAAAAGCUUGAUGGGGACAAUCGUUAUUUCUGUGAGAGCUGCCAGAGUAAACAGAGCGCAACCCGGCGAAUUCGACUUCACAGCCUCCCACCUACUCUCAACCUGCAGCUUAUGCGUUUUGUCUUUGAUAGGCAAACUGGUCACAAAAAGAAACUUAACACAUACAUCAGUUUUCCUGAGCAGCUGGACAUGGGAGUAUUUUUGGAAGGAAAAGGAGACCAACGAUGUGUAUAUGAGCUCAGUGCAGUGCUGAUCCAUCGAGGUGUCAGUGCGUAUUCAGGCCAUUACAUUGCCCAUGUUAAAGAUCCCUGUACUGGGGACUGGUACAAGUUCAAUGAUGAGGAAAUUGAGAAGAUGGAAGGCAAAAAGCUGCAUCUUGGUACAGAGGAGGACAUUGCAGAAACAGCAAAAUCUCAGACAAAAAAGCCAAAAUGUAGCAAGGGCUACCACUGCUCCAGGAAUGCCUAUAUGCUGGUGUACAGGCUCCAAGAACAGUGCUCUUCGGAUAGCACUAAGUUGACUGUUGAAGUUCCAGCUUUUCUCAAGAGGUUAGUGGAUCGAGAUAAUCAGAAGUUUGAAGAAUGGUGUGUUGAGAUGUCAGACAUGAGAAAGCAAAGUGUUGACAAGGGAAAAGCAAAACACGAGGAGGUGAAGGAGCUCUAUGAACUUUUACCUGUAAAAGAUGGUGAUCCGUAUGAGUUUAUUUCCCUGGAAUGGCUAAAGAAGUGGCUGGAUGAUUCUACAGCAACAAAGGAAAUUGACAACUCCUCAUUUUUGUGUUCUCAUGGAAAACUUCAUCCUGACAAAGUGGGUGAAUGCAAAAGAAUAUCUGUGCAAGCAGCCCAACAACUCUAUAACCGGUAUGGAGGAGGGCCAAGGCUAGAGUGCUCGUCUCUCUGCAGAGAAUGUGUUGAGCAGCGAUGCCGUGUACUACGAUUAAAAAAUCAGCUCAAUGAGGACUACAAGGAAGUGUCAAAUUUGGUCAAACAGACUCCUAGUGAGAAUGGGUUUUGGAUUGGCAAAACCUCUCUAAGAAGUUGGAGACAGCUGGCUUUAGAACAACUGGAGACAGAUGAACAGGAAACUAAACACAGCAAUGGAGAGACCAAUGGACAGGGUCCAAAUGCUAUUCACAGCAAAGAAUUCAGUUCGGAGAACUCUGAGGGCAAUGAAGAGGACAUGAAAGUUCUCAAUGAAGAUAUAGUGUGCAGUCAUGGAGGACUAAGAAUAGUAGAGAACGAAAGAAAGUUGGUCUCUGCUGAAGUUUGGGCAAAACUGAAGACAUACUUUUCAAAUGCCCCGGAAUUUCCCCAAAAUCAAGCGCCUUGUCAGCAGUGUCUGACAUUGGAGCAAGAGGAAAAGGACAAUGAAGCAGUCAGCAAAAUGAUGGCACAGGAACAGAAGAAUCAGCUGCCAAAUCUUUUCCAAGACAAGAACCGACCAACACUCACCAAAUGGCCUCAAGAUACAGAUAUACUGUAUAUAGUCCCAGUGUUUUUUGUGGAUGAGUGGAAGAAGUUUAUCCGGAGACCGACGAAAACCUCUCCAGUUUCUAACGUGGGCAACAGUCUCCUACUUUGUCCCCAUGGUGGAUUCAUGUUCACUUAUGAAUCUCUGCUAAAUGGUGAUACACAGCAUAUAGCUUUACUCUGGCCCAGUGAAUGGAAUAUAAUAAGCAGACUCUUCAUUGUGGAUCAAGCAAUCUCCAUUCGCUUGUGUCAAGAAUCUACAUCCACUGGCUCUGCACCCCAGUACAUAACUGAACCUGAUCUCUGUUGGGAAUGUCGAGAGGGAUUUAUUUUCCAACAGCAGAGGGACCUCAGAGAGUAUGCCCAAGCGACCAUCUAUAUCCGGAAAGUCAUAGAUGAUAAGAUGGACACGACCCCGGAACCUAAUGCCAGCAGCUCAGAUGCAGAGGAGGAUAAAGAGGAAACACCAAAAGCAGAUGAGGAAAUAGAUCCACAUCUGUCCCAGUUACAGAAUGGCAGCAAGCGAAUAAAAUUGGAUGAAAGCAUCUCUACCAGUGCAGUGCCUGCUCUGGUAACGAAUAUGACUAAAGCAGGUGGUAUUAGAAGAAGCACACGUCACAGGAAACUGAGAGGAGAGAAGGCACUCAUUGUUUCGGCAAACCAAACCCUCAAGGAACUGAAAAUCCAGAUUAUGCAUGCCUUCUCCGUGGCUCCCUUUGAUCAGAACCUGUCAAUCAAUGGAAAAAGUCUAACUGAUGAUAUGGCCACUCUAGGCAGUCUGGGUGUCAUUCCUGAAAGUGUCAUUUGUCUAAAGGCUGAUGAACCAAUCGCUGACUAUUCUGCAAUGGAUGAUGUGUUUCAGGUGGGAAUGCCUGAGGAAGGAUUCAAAGGCACUGGGCUUCUUGGACAUUAAAGAACAAUGCAACUUGUGUCUGCUGAUAAGAAGGCUGCUGGCCGCCAGAGCAUAAUGCUUGAUUUAUUCAAGUGUUUGUUUAUAAAUAUUAAAUAUUCAUUUUCUUUAGUUUUUUAUUCCUUUUCAAUGGCUUUCAUUAUAUUAAAACUGUGAAUGUUGCA
Messenger RNA from Boleophthalmus pectinirostris (great blue-spotted mudskipper), 3467 nucleotides. It is a transcript of the gene usp48, whose product is annotated as ubiquitin specific peptidase 48. The coding region runs from base 4 to 3306 and encodes 1100 amino acids. The record is from RefSeq and is a predicted model, not a curated record. Lineage: Eukaryota; Metazoa; Chordata; Actinopteri; Gobiiformes; Gobiidae. The transcript is spliced from 28 exons. Gene Ontology annotation, molecular function: cysteine-type deubiquitinase activity; cysteine-type endopeptidase activity; protein binding. Gene Ontology annotation, cellular component: nucleus; cytosol. Gene Ontology annotation, biological process: protein deubiquitination.